AUGACUAGAUAUGAUGAAUGCCUUCGUGCGCUGAAUAGAUUGCAAAUACCUCGCAGGCACGCUGUACCACGCAGCGUAUCUGCGAAACAACGCACAAAAGAUUGGCUAAGAAUACUUGGUGUUGACGCAAGUACAAAGGGCAAAGGAACUACUGCUCUGUAUUGCGAACAUCUCUUAUCACAAUACCAGCAGAAGACCAAGUCCUAUCUGAAGCUAGGCUGUUUAACGUCUCCACACGUCAGUGAUGUACGCGAAAGAAUUCGGCUUGACGCUAUGCCGAUUUCCAAAGAGCUCUUUGUUCAAUAUUUCUCUGAAGUAUAUGACAAGAUGAACAACGCUUCAUUACAAGACUCAGUCUCGAGUGCUGAGGGACCUGCAAUCUGCCCAAACAUCCCUGGUUAUCCUGGUUUCUUGGCCUUACUCGGCUUGUACAUAAUGUACAAAGAGAACGUACAGAUCGCCGUUGUAGAAACGGGCGUGGGGGGUGAAAAUGACUCGACCAAUGUCAUUGAACGCCCUAUUGCGACUGGGAUCACGACACUAGGCCUGGAUCAUAUGAAUGUGUUAGGCCCAGACUUGAAAAGCAUCGCAUGGCACAAGGCAGGAAUAUUCAAGACAGGAGUGCCGGCAUUCACUGUAGAGCAAGACGCUGAGGCACUAGAGACGCUUCAGAAUAGAUCUCUUGAAAAGAGGACGGCUGGUAAACUUACCGUGGUCUCUGAUGAUGCCAUACUUGGAUAUAGGCUCUCUGUUGUCCCUGACCGCCCUUAUCAGAGACGUAAUGCGGCUUUGGCUCUAGCUCUAUGCAAUGUCUGCUUGCGGACCAUAGAUUCGGCUUUUGUAAUGACAACGGAAAUGGCCAGCGUCUUACGAUACACACAGUUGCCAGGCCGCAGCGAAAUUCUUAAAGACGGACAGCGUACAUGGCUUCUGAGUGCUGCGCACAACGAACUGAGCAUGAUUGAAGCUUCACAUUGGUUCAAAGCUGUUCUUGAUCAACUAGAACACGCUAAUACGCCUCAUGUGCUACUCUUUGGCCAUGAAUCCUGGCGGGAGAAGGAACUGAUUUUGAAGAGACUUCACGAUAUAGUUUGUGCUGAAGGACAUAAUUUUCAACGAGUUAUCUUUUGCACACAUCGCUCAGGAAUUGAGGACAAGAAACCAGACCUAGCCGAUUCCCGCAUCGACGUAUUUCGCGCCUCUGAGGUCGCAAAGUAUCAUGCGCAGACUUGGCAAGAGCUGGCGGGUCAAGAAGCCACCGUAUUCAGUACUAUACAGGAAGCUGUAAGGUUUAUACAGGGAGAAUAUACCUCAGCAAUAGUGCUUGUUGGAGGCCAUAUAUAUGUAGCUGGUGUGGUGCGCUAUCUUUUACAAUAA
Plenodomus lingam JN3 is the source of this 1377-nucleotide messenger RNA. NCBI's taxonomy places the organism in Eukaryota, Fungi, Ascomycota, Dothideomycetes, Pleosporales, Leptosphaeriaceae. The record is from RefSeq and is a predicted model, not a curated record.